AAAACACAUAAAUACACCUGAAGGUGCAGUCUCUGAGCCAUGACUUAACGCCGCGCAGCUGCGCAGCCGAUGGCCAAGCGCCCAAGGCUGCUGCUUUGGCUGAGUUUGGCCGGCAUUUCGGCCUUUGAGAGAUGUGGCGAUGCCAACAACAACUGCUACAAGUGGUCCUUGGAGGGGCGAUGCACGAACUCCUCAGAGGACUCUGUUCGGGCUUACUGCCCCUUCAGCUGCGGAGUUUGCAUGCCACACUCCUGCAGCGCGGAGAAAGCGGAUGAGGACUUUUGCAAUGCGGACCUCGAGAGUCAUGAUGAGGAGCACGGUGGGAUGCACUGUUCCUUUUGGCACCACCUGCCGACACGUGGUCGAAUCGAUGUCUAUUUCCUGCACGAGGAGGAAGUGCUCGUCGGGAGUCUUGAGCCGAACUCGGUCUUUGGCGUGAAGACCUACGAAGAUCACGUCUUCCGCCUCCGCGACGCAGGAAGUCAAGACCUUCUGGCUACGGUGCGGAUGUUCCGAACGCGUAUCGUCCUGAUCAUCGAUGAAGACUUCAUGGAGUCGCUCAAGGAUUGUGUCGAUCUUCCGCAUGAGACCUGGCAAGGCUCUUGCGAUGACUGGGCUCCUGAAGGGCAAUGUGUCCCAAAUCCCGGAUUUAUGACUGUCUACUGCUCCAGGAGUUGCUAUGCAUGUCAUCUACGGCAGGAGGAGACACGCUGUACUCGGCGGUUUCUGCAAAUGAACCAGGAGCCUGCUUUGAGGCCUGGGGAUUUAGAGCAAGUCUUUCGAGACAUGAACGAGCGCAGCAAGAAGUACAGCACGGCCAUGAGGGUCUUGAGCCAGUCGCCAUGGAUCGUCACCUUUGAUGACAUCAUUUCAGAGGAGGAAAUGGCUGAGUUGUUGGCUUCCACGAAGGUCUUCAAUCAAUCCAGAGAUCAAGGCGAGGCCAAUGCCUUUGGAAUGCAAGAGGGAAUUAUUUCAUCCAAGCGAACCUCGCAGACGGCUUGGUGCCAAGAUACCUGCAAAGAGCUCCCCAGCUACAUCGCCGUGAUAAAUCGAAUCGCAGAGAUUGUCCAGGUGCCAAGUGAGAACUUCGAGUCCAUGCAAUUUCUGAAGUACCACGUUGGCGAGCGCUACGUAGAGCACCAUGACAUGAACAACGAAAAGGACAAUGACUUCGCUUGUGGUCCCCGGAUUUACACCUUCUUCCUCUAUCUUUCGGAUGUGGAGGAAGGUGGCGAGACGCAUUUCACGCAGCUCAACCUCUCCGUGAAGCCACGCAAAGGCUCUGGUCUUCUUUGGCCUUCCGUUCUCUCGGAGAAUCCCACCGUGCAGGAUGAGAGGACGAUGCAUGAAGCCAAGCCUGUCCUUCGUGGCAUGAAGAUGGCGGCGAAUGUGUGGGUUCAUCUCUACGACUUCAGCACUCCCAAUCACUGGGCCUGCACCGGUGGCGGUCGUUGAACUUCAGAGCCCGCAGCCGGGCGCCGAGAUGAGAGGCCGUGCGCCGUUGAAA
Messenger RNA from Durusdinium trenchii, 1507 nucleotides. Lineage: Eukaryota; Dinophyceae; Suessiales; Symbiodiniaceae. The record is from the annotation of a GenBank genome assembly.